Messenger RNA from Ophidiomyces ophidiicola, 387 nucleotides. RefSeq lists its product as uncharacterized. The transcript is spliced from 3 exons. Lineage: Eukaryota; Fungi; Ascomycota; Eurotiomycetes; Onygenales; Onygenaceae. The record is from RefSeq and is a predicted model, not a curated record. The coding region runs from base 1 to 387 and encodes 128 amino acids. Gene Ontology annotation, cellular component: P-body; Lsm1-7-Pat1 complex. Gene Ontology annotation, molecular function: RNA cap binding. Gene Ontology annotation, biological process: deadenylation-dependent decapping of nuclear-transcribed mRNA.
AUGGCUCUCAUCUUUGGGGAAAUUCCAGAGAAACUUGUCUUGAUCCUUCGUGAUGGUCGUAAAUUGAUCGGAGUUCUACGGACCUGGGACCAGUUUGCAAAUCUUGUUCUUCAAGACACUGUAGAACGAGUCUAUGCUGGAAAUGUAUACGGAGAAGUCAGUCGGGGAGUGUUUCUUGUUCGCGGGGAGAAUGUCAUGCUCCUUGGAGAGAUAGAUCUUGACCGAGAGGACAACAUUCCAGAGCCUUACCGCCAAGUAGAAUUCUCAGAGGUAGUGGAAUUGAAAAAGAAGGAAGAUGCAGAACGAAAACAGCAGGACAAACGCCACAGUGGAAAGCUCCAAUCUCUAGGGUUUGAGGCCGAACAUAGUGGAGAGGUUUUGUUUUGA